AUGUUAUUCUACUCAUUCUUUAAAUCAUUAGUUGGUAAAGAUGUGGUUGUAGAAUUGAAAAAUGAUCUCAGUAUUUGUGGAACUUUACAUUCCGUUGAUCAAUAUCUGAAUAUAAAAUUGUCAGAUAUAAGCGUCAUAGAUCCGGAUAAAUAUCCUCACAUGCUGUCUGUGAAGAAUUGUUUUAUUCGUGGUUCCGUAGUACGCUAUGUACAAUUACCAGCAGAUGAAGUUGAUACCCAAUUACUUCAAGACGCAGCUAGGAAGGAAGCGACAGUAUCAACAAGAUAG
Molecule: messenger RNA, 288 nt
Organism: Parnassius mnemosyne (clouded apollo)
Lineage: Eukaryota; Metazoa; Arthropoda; Insecta; Lepidoptera; Papilionidae
Source: the annotation of a GenBank genome assembly